Messenger RNA from Uranotaenia lowii, 5096 nucleotides. RefSeq names its product 3-hydroxy-3-methylglutaryl-coenzyme A reductase (gene Hmgcr). Gene Ontology annotation, biological process: isoprenoid biosynthetic process; coenzyme A metabolic process; sterol biosynthetic process. Gene Ontology annotation, molecular function: protein binding; NADP binding; hydroxymethylglutaryl-CoA reductase (NADPH) activity. The coding region runs from base 928 to 3723 and encodes 931 amino acids. NCBI's taxonomy places the organism in Eukaryota, Metazoa, Arthropoda, Insecta, Diptera, Culicidae. The transcript is spliced from 5 exons. The record is from RefSeq and is a predicted model, not a curated record. Gene Ontology annotation, cellular component: peroxisomal membrane; endoplasmic reticulum membrane.
UUGUCCAAAGAAACGUGAUAACGACAGUGCACAGUGUCACAAUAAGACCCCCGGCUUUAAACGAUCUCGUCUACUGCUGCUAGGUCUGGGAUCUGGGUCAUCGAUCGAUCCAUCUACCGCCUUUGGUCUGAAGGCGGUAGUGGUGUUUGUGUGAAAAUCCUGCAGCGCACAGCUUCAACCUACAACGAGAAAUGGUGCCAGUUUAGUGCGCGGGUGUCGCUAAAUUAUAAACCGCUCCUGGAAAGCGCUCGUGAAUCCGAUCGGACGGUGAAAAUCUUCGUGUUGUUCACUCUCUUACGCCUUCGAACCGCACGCGAGUCGUGCGUCACUUGGUUUCCGCGAUCAUCCUCCAGCCAACGAGAGCCACCACACUCACUCAAUAGGAGAAGCUUGACGCGCACGACGACGCGCAACGAAGACGGCGAUCGGCGUUCGGCAGCGAAGUCUUCUUCUUCAGGUUCGGUCAUCAUCAGUAUCACCUGGGCUGUGUUGCAGUGAAGAAGUGCUCUAUGCGGUGUUUUGGCUACCCGCGAGCUCGCUAAAUCCCAACCAACCGAAAGGGGCUAUCCUCGCUAGUGUAAAGUGUAUGGUGUAUUCCGAGUCAGUUCACAUAAGAUCCUAUAUGAAGUUCCCCGUAGCGACCUCGUAGUGGCAACCAAUCAAGAAGCGACCACUCGAUUCAGUGCCAGUGUGUGAUCAUCGGGUAGUAACGAAAAAGUGAAAUUAGGCCCACGAAAAAGUGCAUUCCGAAUUAGGCUUGUGCCCCCCACCUCUACUUGUUCCAACAUUGAGUCGAAACCGGCAAACAGUAAAUAAUCCGCAAGGAAUCACCUUUUCGUUCCUUGGCGGUAUUCGUGCUGUAACAAGUGUGUUGUCUUUUUACUGCUUAAUUUUUGCUAAGCACCCGAAGAGAUAAAAAGAAGAAAAAUGAGGGUCGGCCGGUUGUUUCGGGCGCACGGCGAAUUUUGCGCCUCGCACCCCUGGGAAGUGAUAGUGGCCUUGGUGACUUUCACGGCCUGCAUAAUAACGUUCGAUAAGGGCAACAACAGUGGCGGGGAUCCGUUCCAUCAGCAGCAGCAGCAGCAGCAACGGGCCUGCUCCAAUUGGCGCUUCGUGCCCUCGGUCGGUGGGAAAUCCGGCGGCGAAGAUGGCAUCUUCCGGUGCGAAGACGUGGAACAGAACAGCAUCGAUGUGAUCCUGAUGACGAUCGUGCGCUGCUCGGCGAUCCUUUACUGUUACUACAAUUUCUGCAACCUGCAGAAGCUGGGUUCGCGCUACAUUCUCGGUAUCGCCGGCCUUUUUACCGUAUUCUCCAGCUUCAUCUUCACCUCAACCGUGAUCAACUUCCUGGGCAGCAAAGUUUCCGACCUCAAAGAUGCCCUGUUCUUCUUUCUGCUCCUGAUCGAUCUCUCGAAGGCCGGAAUCCUGGCGCAGCUGGCCUUGUGCGGAUCGAGUCAGUCCGAGGUCACAACGAACAUUGCCCGUGGCAUGGAAAUUCUCGGUCCGGCCAUAUCGCUGGACACCCUGGUGGAAACGCUGGUCAUUGGGGUGGGCACUCUUUCGGGAGUGGAACGGCUGGAGCUGCUGAGUGCCUUUGCCGUUUUGUCGGCCGUAGUCAACUACAUCGUCUUCAUGACCUUCUAUCCGGCCUGUUUGUCACUAAUCCUGGAUCUCUCUCGGAACGCCGGCAAUCUGAUCCAAAAGAAUAAAAAAGAUAAUCUGCUGGCUCGGGUGCUCACCGAAGAAGAUCAGAAGCCGAAUCCGGUCGUUCAGCGGGUUAAAUUGAUCAUGUCCAGCGGACUUAUGAUCGUACACGUGCUCAGCCGGCUGACAAUCGUCGAGAAAGAUUCCGACCCGACCGACCACAUUAUGGCCUCUCACUCCCACGAACAUCUGGCCGCACUCAACAAAACAGAACCGAACGAAAUGUCCGAAUUCAUUAUGAGAUGGCUCUCGAUCAGCACCGAGCAGAUCGUGACGUACAUUCUGAUCCUUGCGCUGGGCGUCAAGUUCCUACUCUUCGACCGUCACAAUCUGUCCGACCAGAUUCUGCUAUCGGUGGCAAACGAGGCGGCAGCUGCAGCGGCCGCGGCGGCUGCCGUACAACGAAGAAACCAGAGCCUGCUGGCCGGAACGAACGGUGGUCCGGUGGCCACCUUUACCCUGGCCGAAACCGUACCAACGGAGGAGAAGUCAACUCAAAGCGAACUGAGCCUGAUGCCUGGGCGGGUUCAACGUGCUAAAAGUAUGGGAGCCGAUGACGAGUUGGACUUCGAUGAUUUGGAAGACGAGCUGUUGGUUGAGAGGGAACCAAGAACUGUGGAAGAAUGUUUGCAGAUUCUGAAUGAUACCGAUGACGGAGCCACUGCUCUCACGGAUGAGGAAAUUAAAAUGGUCGUUAAAGCUGGCAACGGGUACUGUCCUUUGUACAAAAUCGAAACCGUGAUUGCUAAUCCGGAACGUGGGGUAAAAAUUCGAAGGGAAUUAAUCCAAAAGGAAGCUGGCUUGCCGGAAAAUGUUUUCAAGCACUUGUCCUAUAAAAACUACGACUAUACUAAGGUGAUGAAUGCUUGUUGUGAAAAUGUGCUUGGUUACAUACAGAUACCGGUGGGUUACGCAGGUCCUUUGCUGUUGGACGGCGACCGAUACUACGUUCCGAUGGCAACGACGGAAGGUGCUUUGGUGGCCAGUACGAACCGGGGUUGCAAAGCUAUAUCUUGUCGCGGAGUCAACAGCUUUGUAGAAGACAUCGGUAUGACACGGGCCCCUUGUGUCAAGUUUCCUAACGUUCUUCGAGCAGCUCUCGCAAAGCGGUGGAUGGAAACGCCGGAUAAUUUUGCAUGCAUUAAAAAAGCUUUUGAUUCUACUAGUAGGUUUGCCAGAUUGCAAGAAGUUCACAUAGCCAUUGAUGGGCCAGUACUGUAUACUCGCUUCCGAGCACUCACCGGGGAUGCCAUGGGCAUGAAUAUGGUAUCGAAGGGAUCUGAGAUGGCACUCCGCGAAGUGCAAAAAAGUUUUCCAGAUAUGCAAAUUAUAUCACUGAGUGGUAACUUCUGUUCGGAUAAAAAACCAGCCGCCAUUAAUUGGAUUAAAGGGCGUGGCAAGCGGGUUAUUUGCGAAACAGUCGUCCCGGCGGAUAAACUACGAACAAUUCUGAAGACAUCCUCGCGUGCGCUAGUCCAGUGUAAUAAGCUGAAAAAUAUGACCGGUUCGGCCGUGGCCGGCAGCAUAGGUGGGAACAACGCACAUGCUGCCAACAUGGUUACGGCCAUCUACAUUGCCACCGGACAGGAUCCGGCACAGAACGUUACUAGCAGUAACUGCAGCACCAACAUGGAAUUGUACGGAGAUAAUGGAGACGAUCUGUACAUGACCUGCACAAUGCCCUCGCUAGAGGUGGGAACUGUUGGUGGAGGAACUGGUCUUCCGGGUCAGGGUGCUUGCUUGGACAUGCUGGGCGUAAGGGGAGCGCAUGCGACAAACCCAGCCGAGAAUGCCAAACAACUAGCCCGCGUCAUCUGCGCCACCGUCAUGGCUGGAGAACUAAGCCUUAUGGCUGCUCUGGUCAAUAGCGAUCUAGUCAAAAGCCACAUGCGGCAUAAUAGAUCCUCAGUGGCUGUGAAUCCAGGAAUCGCACCUCCACCAUCUACUACUUCCUUCCAUCCCAACACCACUAGCAGCAGCAAGAGCAGUACGAACUCGCUAAGUUCGAAAACCCAAUAGCAUUCGCUAUUUUUCGUAGGACCUACCUCAACCGCAAACAAAAUGUUGGAAACAAAAGUUAGGAAAAAAUAAAAUAAAUCGUCAGUAUCGCAAUCGAGUAGGACGAUGUUGAAGCACCAUCAAUGAUCGUACAGAAAUGGUGAAAUGUUAGGAAUCGAAAGAUACAAGUACACUUUUUUAUACAAUUUAUUUAAGAGCAAAAAUUUUUGUCUAUACUUAACGUUUGUUUUAUCAAAAAUAAAUUAUUAAACCAUAAUGUUAGGACAUAUUUUAUACAGAGACAGAAUGAGAUACGCUAUGAAAAGGCCAGAGAGUUUAUGUGGGCUAAUUGCUGCGAUUAUGGGUGUAAAUAAAAAAAAACUGCAUGUGAAAACACAAAACAUAGUUGAAAAUAGGAAAAAAUAAAUUAGGAAACAAAACUAACGGAUGCCUCCAAUCAAUAUUGUACAUAAAAUCAGAUAUGUAGAAUUAACAAGAAAAAAAUGAGAGAAGUGUACUGUUUCAACUCGAAAUAUAUUAUUUGAACCAUUAUGCAAACGCCAGUUUCCCAUCCUGCUCAGUACACUAAUUGAUAUUCGCAAAGUUCUUCGGUCGCUUAUUGUAGGCCACGAGUUGGAGUUGUACAUAUUUCCCGUAUUUUGAAUAAUGGGCAAUUAUCAAUUAUCAUCGUAAUUUUGGUUUUACAAGACCGUUAUUGCCAUCGAAAACGCGCUAUCCUCAACGGCCAGCCGUUCUUAUUCGAACUAGAAAAACGUGCAAUGUAGCAGAAAAAAGUUUGCAGAUAAUGGAACGCUAUUAGAGUGAGCUUUGAAAUAGGACAUCGUUUCUCAAAAACAAGUCGAAAGAAAAUUAAGGUUCGUAAAAUUAGUACGAGAGAAGGUAUAGAACGGAAUGCUGUAACCGCUGAGAAUAUAUUUAUGAAACACGAAUUAAUGGUGCUACUGGCAGAGCAAAACCAGAAUAAAUAAAACUAAUUGUAACAAUUUCAUAAUGUUGUGAUAUUCUGCGUAACCAACCUUUGGGUAAUUGUUUCUGAAUAAAAUGAUUUCGUGCUUAUUGGGAAGUCACGUUCGAAAGUGGCUUGGAAAUUUUAGGCUGAUUAUUCUCCCUUAAUCACCAAGGUUCCUCUAGUGGUAAAAUGUCAUCGUAUUUGAAAUUAUCUACACCCAAGAAUGCUGGAUAAAUAACUAUUUUUAUUUUAUUUUUAUUCGAACUUACUGCAUUGUUGUUUGACAUUCCAUAGGACUAAUUAUUGCGCACUAUAGGGUACCAUACGCCUUAAAGUAGAAUACAUAUGUUACGGUAUAUUUCAUACUGUUGAGUACGUUGUUGUUCUCCACUUCAAAUUCGUCCGUUCGAAAACAAAAAAACAA